Kluyveromyces marxianus DMKU3-1042 is the source of this 3429-nucleotide messenger RNA. It is a transcript of the gene RET1, whose product is annotated as DNA-directed RNA polymerase III core subunit RET1. The coding region runs from base 1 to 3429 and encodes 1142 amino acids. Gene Ontology annotation, cellular component: RNA polymerase III complex. Lineage: Eukaryota; Fungi; Ascomycota; Saccharomycetes; Saccharomycetales; Saccharomycetaceae. The transcript has a single exon. Gene Ontology annotation, molecular function: ribonucleoside binding; DNA-directed RNA polymerase activity; DNA binding. The record is from RefSeq and is a predicted model, not a curated record. Gene Ontology annotation, biological process: DNA-templated transcription.
AUGGUUAAAGCAGAGGUUCAUGACCACACUAACUAUGAGAAAGAUGAAGCUUUUGAUGCUCUUUUACAGCCAGUUUUUAGAGGUAAGAAAUUAACCGAUGAGAUUAAUACUGCAGAGGAUAAGUGGAAUCUUUUACCUGCAUUUUUGAAAGUGAAGGGUUUAGUGAAACAGCAUUUGGAUUCUUUCAACUACUUUGUAGAUGUCGACUUGAAAAAAAUUAUCGAAGCUAAUGAGGUAAUACUUUCAGAUGUUGAUCCGGAAUUUUAUUUGAAAUAUGUGGAUAUCAGGGUCGGUCAUAAAUAUAAUGGGAACAAAGUGGCUAUGAUUCCACCACACGAAUGUAGACUAAGAGAUAUGACGUACAGUACUCCAAUCUAUGUUGAUAUUGAGUACACUAGGGGUAGGUCUAUCGUUUUGCACAGAGAUGUGGAGAUUGGAAGAAUGCCAAUCAUGUUAAGAUCAAACAAAUGUAUUUUGGAUGGUGCGGCAGAUAAUGACAUGGCAAGAUUGAACGAAUGUCCUCUUGACCCAGGAGGAUAUUUUAUUGUUAACGGUACAGAAAAAGUCAUUUUAGUGCAAGAACAAUUAUCGAAGAAUCGUAUCAUUGUUGAAGCUGAUGAAAAAAAAGCCAUUGUUCAAGCUUCCGUUACUUCUUCUACACACGAGAGAAAAUCUAAGACAUAUGUUGUCACCAAAAAUGAUAAAAUAUACCUUAAACACAAUUCUAUUGCUGAAGAAAUUCCGAUAGUAAUUGUCUUAAAAGCAUGUGGUGUUGUUUCUGAUUUGGAAAUUAUGCAGUUAGUCUGUGGUAAUGAUAGUAGUUACCAAGAUAUCUUUGCAGUUAAUUUCGAAGAAGCUGCUGAGUUGAAUAUAUACACCCAAUUACAAGCUCUUGAAUUUAUUGGUGCUAAAGUGAAAACAGUUAGAAGACAAAAAUUAUCUAUCCUACAAGAAGGUAUCGAGGCUAUAGCAACAACAGUCAUUGCUCAUUUGACUGUAGAAGCUCUUGACUUUAGAGAGAAGGCACUAUAUAUAGCUAUGAUGACCCGUAGAGUUGUCAUGGCAAUUAAAGAUCCAAAAAUGGUCGAUGAUAGGGAUUACGUUGGUAAUAAACGUCUAGAAUUGGCUGGUCAAUUAAUGUCUUUAUUAUUUGAAGAUUUGUUUAAAAAGUUUAACAAUGACUUCAAAGCUAACAUCGACAAAGUUUUGAAGAAGCCAAACCGUGCGGAAAUGUAUGAUGCACUUUUGACAAUUAAUGUUCAUUCAAACAACAUCACAACUGGUAUGAAUCGUGCAAUUUCUACCGGUAAUUGGUCUUUAAAACGUUUCAAGAUGGAAAGGGCGGGUGUUACCCACGUCUUAUCUAGGCUUUCAUAUAUAUCUGCCCUUGGUAUGAUGACAAGAAUUUCAUCUCAAUUUGAAAAAUCCAGAAAGGUUUCAGGUCCUAGAGCUUUACAACCUUCUCAAUUUGGUAUGUUGUGCACAUCUGAUACUCCAGAAGGUGAAGCCUGUGGUUUAGUUAAGAAUUUGGCUCUAAUGACACAUAUUACUACCGACGAUGAAGAAGGACCAAUUAAGAAAAUAUGUUUCUUGUUAGGUGUGGAAAACAUAAGUUUAGUGGAUAGUGCUUCGCUUCACUUAAACUUCGGGGUUUAUUUGAAUGGUACAAUUAUCGGUACGACCAGAUUCCCAACAAAAUUCGUUACUCAGUUCAGAAGUUUAAGAAGAACUGGGAAGGUUUCUGAAUUUAUUUCCAUUUACACAAAUACACAUCAAAAAGCAGUCCAUAUUGCAACAGACGGUGGUAGAAUUUGUAGACCUCUGAUUAUUGUUCAGGACGGUAAGUCCAGUGUUACUGCGGAUCAUAUCAGGGACCUUCUUGCUGGUAAGCUGCAGUUCGAUGAUUUCUUAAAGCUAGGAUUGGUCGAAUAUUUAGAUGUUAACGAGGAAAAUGAUUCUUUCAUUGCUUUAUAUGAACGUGAUUUAUCUGAGCAAAUAACACAUCUUGAAAUUGAGCCUUUCACAGUUUUAGGGGCUGUUGCGGGUUUAAUUCCUUACCCACAUCAUAAUCAAUCUCCACGUAACACUUAUCAAUGUGCGAUGGGUAAGCAAGCUAUUGGUGCUAUAGCUUAUAAUCAAUUUAAGAGAAUAGACACAUUACUAUAUCUCAUGAUAUAUCCGCAACAACCUAUGGUCAAGACCAAGACUAUUGAAUUAAUUGACUACGAUAAACUUCCAGCAGGCCAAAAUGCCACUGUUGCUGUCAUGUCCUAUUCUGGUUACGAUAUUGAAGAUGCAUUGGUCUUAAACAAGUCUUCCAUUGACAGAGGUUUUGGUCGUUGUGAAACACGUCGUAAGAACACAACUAUUCUAAAAAGAUACCCCAACCAUACACAAGAUAUCAUUGGUGGUAUGAGAGUGGAUGAAAAAGGGGAACCUAUAUGGCAACACCAAGCACUUGGUCCAGAUGGGCUCGGUGAGGUAGGAAUGAAGGUUGAGAGUGGUCAAAUAUAUGUUAAUAAGUCAAUCCCAACUAAUGCAUCGGAUAGCAUUUUAGCACAAACACAGGCUCAAUACAAAGAGACUCCUGUUGUUUAUCGUGCACCGGAACCAUCUCAUAUUGAUCAGGUGAUGAUGUCUGUAUCUGACAAUGAUCAAGCAUUGAUCAAAGUUUUAUUGAGACAGAAUAGAAGACCUGAACUUGGAGACAAGUUUUCUUCCAGACACGGUCAAAAAGGUGUUUGUGGUAUUAUCGUUCAACAGGAAGAUCUUCCAUUUAAUGACCAAGGUGUUGUGCCUGAUAUUAUUAUGAACCCUCAUGGUUUCCCAUCUCGUAUGACCGUUGGUAAGAUGAUUGAACUUAUCUCAGGUAAGGCUGGUGUUUUAAAUGGUAGUUUAGAAUAUGGUACUUGCUUUGGUGGUUCCAAACUAGAGGAUAUGUCUAAAAUCCUUGUUGACAACGGAUUCAAUUAUUCGGGUAAGGACAUGCUAUACUCAGGUAUCACCGGUGAAUGUCUACAGGCGUACAUUUUCUUUGGUCCAAUAUACUAUCAAAAGUUGAAGCAUAUGGUUUUAGAUAAAAUGCACGCCAGAGCCAGAGGACCAAGAGCCGUUUUGACGCGUCAACCAACGGAAGGUAGAUCUAGAGAUGGUGGUUUAAGAUUGGGUGAAAUGGAACGUGACUGUGUUAUUGCAUAUGGUGCCUCUCAAUUACUCUUAGAAAGAUUAAUGAUCAGUUCAGAUGCGUUCGAAGUUGAUGUUUGUGAAAAGUGUGGUCUAAUGGGUUACAGCGGUUGGUGUACUUCUUGUAAGACCACCGAACAUGUCGUCAAAAUGACCAUCCCUUAUGCUGCUAAGUUACUCUUCCAAGAAUUAUUAGCGAUGAACAUUGCACCUAGAUUGAAAUUAGGAGACGAAUUUGAAACCUGA